CACGCGAUUUUAUUCAUAAAUAUUGGUUUUUGUUAAUGUAACUCGCACGUCGAAACUGGUGGUGUCCUGGCGAAUCCCAAGGAGAUGUGCAGGGCUGAGGUAUGAGGGACCCCCGUCUACCUACCCUGCGUCUCCGGGAGCAGCUGCUUAUGUGUGCCAGGAAAAAUGCUGGAUUUAUCUGUUGAUGUGUGUUUGGCGCGAUGACAAGAUGCUCUUUUUUUUGCUAUUAGCAUAUACGCUUAUUAGUACUACGUGUGAAGAUAAGUUUUCAGAUGAAAAAUCUAAAGCUCUAAUAGUCACAUUGAGAAAGAAAUUGACUGAGAACAACUACGACUACUCGUCGGCCGAGAGCAUGGAGAUACACCGGCGAGCGGAAUCACGUGAGACCGCCACCGCUCUCACCACACAUACCCCCAUUUUUAACAAACAAAAUACAAAGACACUGUACUUGAAAGAUACAAUGAGCACUGUAAAAGAGGGAGAGCCGCAUGUGUCUCAGAAUGAUCUGUUAUACUACGUGGAUGACCGACAUCUGCUACCACAAGAACCAGCCGUCAAGUACAAGGUUUUGAAGGUAAAACACAAGUCACGGCGAAGUGGCGGAGAGCGGCUAAUCCAAGAGGAGAGUAAGGAUGGCGUAGCCAUCAUCAACCUCGGAGGUGGACUGUUUCCCGAAUUCCGGCUACCACGCUCUCGGCGGCAAUACAUGCACGACUUAGGAGAAUUGAUCAGUGACGAGGAUGACCUACUUCCUCACGUUAAUGACUCUUCGCCGCAUUUCGGAGAUCCAGAAGCACCGAGAAAUGAAAAGCUUCAUAGUAUCUAAGUAUUCGUGUAACAAAGAGAAUUCAUUAUUAAAUUAUUUUAUUAUUGUC
This is a messenger RNA of Pieris brassicae (large cabbage white), 875 nucleotides long. RefSeq lists its product as uncharacterized. The transcript is spliced from 5 exons. The record is from RefSeq and is a predicted model, not a curated record. The coding region runs from base 185 to 826 and encodes 213 amino acids. Lineage: Eukaryota; Metazoa; Arthropoda; Insecta; Lepidoptera; Pieridae.